GCUAAAUAGUCUCUGGUUUAGUGUAGUCAAUGUGUGGCUAUUCACGUUUCUCAGGACGAAACCUGCAACAAGAGGAAUCUUUUUUGUUUUUGUUUUUGUUUUUGUUUUUGUUGUUGUUGUUUAUUUUUUCGUUUUUACUUCAGACUGAAUUAUUGACAUCUAGGCAUGGAGUCGUUUGAUAGCGAAAGCGCUCCAUUGCCCAGGAACAUGAUUGAGAACAGCAUGUUUGAGGAAGAGCCAGAUGUGGUGGAUUUGGCAAAGGAGUUCCCAUCCUAUCCCAUAGAUUCAGAUGAUGUGGUCUACGAACCACGGAGCUCACGACUGCUAGUCAGAGGACUGGGAGAAAAUGACUUGGACGAAGACGAGGAAGACUACGAAUCAUCUGCUCGGCUUCUUGGAAUGUCCUUCAUGAACCGCAAUUCCAGCCAGCGUAGUGCUGCCUCAUCCUACAUCCGCCAACAACCUUCUGGAUGGUGCUCGAUGCCUUCUGCUUGGACAAUGGUGGUAGGAGUUCUCAUCUUGGUACUGGUUGCCUCCAUGAUCAUGGUCAUCUACUUCCUGCCAGGUUGCACUUUCACCCGAGAUGGUUGUAAGAAGACCAUGGACACUGUCUAUCCAGUUUCCACAAGUGGAGAACUUUUCCCCUGGACAGAGUUGAGGUUACCAGUCAGUGUACACCCUGUGCAUUACAAUAUUUCACUUCAUCCCAACCUGACCUCCAUGACCUUCCAAGGAAGCGUGUCGAUUAUAGUGCAGGUCUUGCAGGUAACAAAGAAGAUAGUUCUGCACAGCUCUGAUAUGAAAAUAAUCAGUGCCACUUUUGAAGGUAAAGAGGUCAAGAUCUUGGAGUACAAACCAUGGCAGCAGAUUGCCAUAAAAUUUCCAGACGAUCUUAAGAAGGGACAGUAUGUACUGAAUAUUAACUACACAGCAAACUUCUCCAGCAGCUAUGAUGGCUUCUACAACAGCUCCUAUGUCGAUACAACUGGUGCGAAAAGAGUUUUAGCUGCUACUCAGUUUGAACCCCUGGCAGCCCGCAAGGCUUUCCCUUGUUUUGACGAGCCAGGUUUUAAAUCUACUUUUCUAAUUAAGAUAACAAGAGAACCCAAGUACAUCAGCCUUUCAAACAUGCCCAAGGCCAAAACCUCUAAUUUAAGCAAUGGGCUUCAAGAAGAUGAGUUUGAGAAAAGUGUUAAUAUGAGCACUUACCUGGUUGCGUUUAUAGUGGCUGAAUUCAGCAGUGUCAGUAAGAAUGUCUCUAAAACUAUGGUGUCUGUGUAUGCAGUUCCAGACAAAAAAGACCAAGUCCAUUAUGCUCUGGAAACAGCUGGCAAAUUGUUGGAUUUCUACAACACAUUCUUUGAAAUUGACUACCCAUUAAGCAAGCUGGAUUUAGUGGCCAUUCCUGACUUCCUUGCUGGAGCCAUGGAGAACUGGGGACUAAUUACAUUCCGUGAGACAACUCUGCUAGUUGGGAAUCAUUCCUCCCAUAUAGACAAGCAACUGGUGACCUGUGUCAUUGCUCAUGAACUUGCCCACCAGUGGUUUGGAAAUUUGGUCACUAUGAGAUGGUGGAAUGAUCUUUGGCUAAAUGAAGGAUUUGCAACCUACAUGCAGUAUACAUCAAUUGAAACCGUGUUCCCUGAACUUGACAUAGACACUGAAUUCUUAAGCAUUCGUUUCAGAGCCCUGGCCAAAGAUGCAUUGAACUCAUCCCACCCAGUGUCUACUGUAGUGAGCACCCCAGAGCAGGUGGAAGAGAUGUUUGACUCUGUGUCUUAUGAGAAGGGGGCUUCAAUACUUCUUAUGCUCAAUGGAACACUCACAGGUGAAGAGUUUCGAAAAGGAGUGAUUGAGUAUUUGCAGAAGUAUACAUUCAGAAACACAGAAAGUGAAGACUUAUGGAACAGUCUAUCCCAGGUGAGUAAACAACCCUUCAAUGUUGCCCAGAUUAUGAAUACUUGGACUGUACAGAAGGGCUUUCCUCUGGUCUCAGUGAAGAGGAAUGGCACUCAAGUGACACUGACCCAAGAACAUUUCCAUCUGAAUUCUGAAAACACCAAAGACAGUAGUUUGUGGCAUAUUCCCCUGACAUAUGUGAAUGACAGCUGUAGUGCUCUCAGCUCCUGCAAGCAAGUAUUCCAUCUCAAGGACAAAACAGCCACGUUAAAGCUACCAGCUCAGGUCAAGUGGUUGAAGUUCAACUACAGGAGCGAUGGCUUCUACAUAGUGCAUUAUGACGAGGAAGGGUGGAGGGUGUUGAAUGAGGCAUUGAGUGUGGACGUGAAUAUUCUCCCCCGUGAGGACAGAGCAGCACUCAUCAAUAACAUCUUUGCUCUCUCCAGAUUGGGCAAGGUGCCCUUCAGGCAGGUCUUAAAUCUAAUGGAGUACAUCAGAAAUGAGACAGAGACUGCUCCUCUCACUGAAGCUCUCUUCCAGCUUGCUCAGAUCUACAGAUUGCUUGACAAAAGAUCAGAGUUGAACUUGGUCUCUAGAAUGAAGAGUUACAUUUUUGAACAUUUUGGCAGUUUAAUGGACAGUCAAUCAUGGGAACAGGAAAACUCUGUGUCUAAGAUUACACUUAGGUCCGCUCUGCUGGAGAUUGCAUGUUCCCUCAACAGACACAACUGCACAACACAGGCCAAACUUAUCUUUGAUCAGUGGUUGGCUUCCAACAAGACUAAUCAGAUUCCCAGUGACCUCAUGACAACAGUCUUCAAAGUUGCUGCCCAAACGGAAGAUGGAUGGACCACACUUUUAGAUAUGUAUAAAUACUCCAACUAUGACACAGAGAAGCGCAAGACACUGGAGGCUUUGGCCAGUACUCAGGAUGUAAAAAAAAUUAUAUUAAUUCUACAAAAAAGUCUUGAUGGAAGUGUGAUCGAAACACAUGAAUUUCCCUUUGUGAUCAACACAAUUUGCAAGAACCUUCCUGGCUACCUCUACACUUGGUAUUUUGUAAAAGAGAACUGGGAUAAAAUCAUUCAAAAGUUUCCUGUCGGAUCCUAUGCCAUUCAAAGCAUCAUCAUGUCUACAACCAGUCAGUUUUCCACUAAAACACAUCUCGUGGAGGCACAGAACUUCUUCAGUUCUCUGGGGGACAGAGGUUCUCAGAUGAGGAUCGUGCAGGAGGCCAUUGAGACCAUUAAGCUCAACAUGCUUUGGCUGGAGAAUAACCUCAACACACUUCAGAACUGGUUGUAGUGUGAAGAGGUGGUUCCUCUCUCGUGCCUCUCACUCCUCAGGUGAUGUCUUUGGGCACAUGCAGGUGUAAGUCAUGUUACUGUGACAAAAGCCAGAGCCAUAAAUGUACAAGGUUAGGUCAGGGUCAAUAGAGAAUAGCAGAUUUACUUUUGACUUAAAGGGCCAUGUUAAAAUGUGCCUUUUCAGGGCAUAUUCUAGGGAAUUUUCUGAGUACUUGCAAACUUAUUAGAUAUCUGCCUGAAAAUAUUUAAAAAGGAAGCCUUUGUUACUAUCUUAUGUAAAUAAACAAGAUGUGUGUUGAGUGUCAACUACAGGUAUCAAGUCAACAUGUGAUCUCUUGUGUCAUAACUUUAGCUUUAAUUGCUGCUUUAGAAGGUUGAUGCAGUGUCUUCUCUCUGUUCACUUUGGAGGCCCAAAUCUUAAUGUGUAUGGCUCUGGCCACAAGCAAAGUUUGCACUAUUCAAAGUUUCAGCUUGCUCAGGGCCAUUCUGGUUGUUUUUGAAAUAUCAUGAUUAAUUUGAUCCCUUUUACUUAAUGUUGGUUGCUACUGACCAGAACCUUCCUUGAGUAUCUCAUAAAUAUGCCCUUUGUGUAUUUGCCUAGUUAAGAUUAAUUGAAAUGUUGAAAUUGUUCUACUAUGAAAUGUCAUCAGAGCCCCCUUUCUUCUAGGUAUAAAAGCAGAGAUCUGUUAUACACAGAUAUAUUUGCAAAAUGAGCAGACAAUCGAUUGUCAAUGUGUUUGUCUUUUAUUUAUGUCUUUGGAGGCAAUGUUUUUGAUUAUUUGCAUAGUUUGCAAUGCCUGUAUACAGUACUGUGUAAAUAUUUUUGCCUUUGAAAUUUUCCAUAUAAAUUUCAUCCUUUGCACAAGAUGUAUUUUGGAGAAUCAAAUUAGAGUUGAGUGUGUAUAUUAUGUAUACAAUUUUGUGCAGGCUUGUAUAUAGGUUUUCUUAUUGUCAGUGUUUGUUAGCAUUUAUAAAACGUGAAUUUUAUUUAGGGUUUUGCUGUGCACAUUUUGUGUUAUUGUUACAUAGGAAGCAUGUUACAUAGACAAACACAUGUAACGGAUGAUAAAUGUAGGGUUUUAUGUUACUGAUGCAUUUUGCUUUCAUGCAUUGCCACAGGUAUGUUCUUGCUUUUAAGAAAUUAUUUUUGAAGAAUGUUUCAAAUGCAUUUACUUGUUCAAAACCUAUGGAGUUCAAACCAUAUAAAAAGCUGCAUGCAUUAAUUCACAAAUGCAUGCAUCAAAAUGCACAAAUGUAUCCACUGUUUUAUAAGCUUACAAUACAAUAAGUUAAAAAAAAAAACACGUCAUUAUUGUACAGAAAUACAGAGCUGUUUUAAUUUGUGUUUUGCCUUUAAUAUAUGAUUACAAUCUCAAUUUAUAAUGUGUUAAUAUGAUAAUUACACUUCCAGGUUUAUAGCUCAGUGAUCUGACCUCAUGAAAUGUCAAAUAUGACUGGUACAUUGUUAUUAUUUUGAUUAUAGCAGUUGUAAUGUGGCUCUUAAUCAAAAGCUUUAUUAAUGUAUUUGUGUUAAACAUGAGUGAUGGUCUUUACUGGACAAACAACAUUGCUUACACUGUAUGACCAUUAUUUGAGACUUUUAAUGUCAAGUUGGAGCGUUACAGUUAUCAAUUAAUGUUUUCAUGUUUGUCACUCUGGAUUUGGUCAAACACGAGCAUUAUGAUUGUAAUUCCCUUGCUUCUGAAUUUUUCUGGAUUAGCAAUAUGGUUAAUAGCAAACAGAAUGGAGUGUAAUAACCACAGUAUAUUAUUCUAUUGAAUCAGUUUUCUGGAAUUAUUGAAAUCUUAAUAUUUCAGCUGUCAUGUUUUGAGGUUUAUUUGCACCUGUAAAUUUCCGUCAUUUAACUCAUUAUGUGUUUGUACUGUGUUUGCUGACAUUUGCAAAAUAAGCUUAUUCAUGUAUGAAUUUUUCCCAUCUGAAAUGUACUGUUUAUAUAUAUAUAUAUAUAUAUAUAUAUAUAUAUAUAUAAUUUUUUAUUAUUAUUUUUUUUUUUUUACUAUUGGCAAAAGGGCUUUUUUUUUUUUUUUUUUUUUUUAGGUUUGGCAAAACGUCUUAAGCAUUGUCAAGCCUCAAAUAUUUUUUUUUUUUUAUUUUUUUUUUUUUAUAUUUAUUUUUGAAUAGGUUGUGAGGGAUAUUGUUUAUUAUUAGUAUUAUUUUGUGUUAAACAGCUUUACACUGUAUUUGGAUUUUAAGUUUGUAAGAUUUUGCUUAACAAUGGGAAACCAGUGACCCAUCUUUAUACAAGACCAAUAAUAAAAACAGUUUGUGAACAAAUAUCCCUGAAAUGCAUUAGUCCAAGCUCAGCUUUUGUCCUUCUUGAAAUUCAGUAGAUGGCGCUGUUUCCAUUUGUUUUCCAAUGAAAAUAAUUUAGACUCCGUGACAAAGGAAGACAUCAUGUGACUUGAUUAAUAAGGAAAUUGACUAAAUAUGAAAAAUAUUUGUUUUUUCAUAAGGGAGACUGGGCUAGUUGUAACAAGGGCUUGAUAUAAGUAACUAUUAAGAUUAAGUUUUCAUCAGCAGUAGUUUAGUUUGUUGGUUUCAAACUCAAAAAUGACAAUAAAAAUGAAAUAA
Molecule: messenger RNA, 5798 nt
Organism: Myxocyprinus asiaticus (Chinese sucker)
Lineage: Eukaryota; Metazoa; Chordata; Actinopteri; Cypriniformes; Catostomidae
Product: leucyl-cystinyl aminopeptidase-like
Exons: 18
Coding region: 166-3204 (1012 amino acids)
Biological process (GO): peptide catabolic process; proteolysis
Cellular component (GO): cytoplasm
Molecular function (GO): peptide binding; metalloaminopeptidase activity; zinc ion binding
Source: RefSeq, a predicted model, not a curated record